Molecule: messenger RNA, 2637 nt
Organism: Penicillium griseofulvum
Lineage: Eukaryota; Fungi; Ascomycota; Eurotiomycetes; Eurotiales; Aspergillaceae
Product: putative DNA mismatch repair protein
Exons: 3
Coding region: 1-2637 (878 amino acids)
Biological process (GO): mismatch repair
Cellular component (GO): MutLalpha complex
Molecular function (GO): mismatched DNA binding; ATP hydrolysis activity; ATP binding
Source: RefSeq, a predicted model, not a curated record
AUGCCGAUUGAGGCCCUUCCUCAGAAAACAAUCCGGGCGAUUGGCUCCACAUCUGUUAUCUCCGAUCCCUACUCCGUUGUGAAGGAACUUGUAGACAAUGCCCUUGAUGCUUCUGCUACGUCGUUGCAAAUUGAAAUUUCACAAAACACCGUGGACGUCAUACAGCUCAAAGACAAUGGCCAUGGCAUCUCUCCAGAGGACCAGCAACAUGUCUGCAAACGAGCUUUUACCAGCAAGAUCCAGACUUUAGAUGAUCUGAAAAAUGUCGGUGGGUCAUCAUUGGGAUUUCGUGGUGAGGCACUUGCUAGUGUCGCGGAGAUGUCCGGUGUACUUGCUGUCACCACUCGGGUUGCGUCUGAAGUCGCCGGGUUAUGUUUGAAGUACGGAAAAAACGGAGAGCUUACUGGAUCACAGCCGACGUCACAUCCUGUGGGCACAACUGUCCGUAUCACGGACUUUCUCAAACACAUUCCUGUUCGCAGGCAGACUGCCUUGAAGGGUGCCGCGAGAAAUCUCACGAGAAUCAAAAAGCUUCUCCAAGCAUAUGCUAUAGCUCAACCAUCAAAGAGGCUCUCACUCAAAGUUCUCAAGGCAAAAAACGAAAACAGCAAUUGGACAUACGCACCAAGCGCAGACGCCUCGCUCUCGGAUGCAGCUCUCAAGGUAACCGGCACAGAAGUGUCCUCUUGUUGUGUCUUGAGGCGACUUUCCUCCCAUAGCACCACUGGGGACGAACGAGGAUCAUCAGAUCAGAAAGAUUAUGAGGCCAUCGCCUUUCUUCCAAAGACACAAUUCGACACCUCGAAGAUCAACAGUGCAGGCCAAUACAUUAGCGUGGAUGGCCGCCCUCUCUCUAGUAGCAGGGGCAUUGGACAUGAGCUUGUUAGGAUUUUCAAGCCAUAUGUUCGUGGCGCCGCAUCCAAAAACGAAUUCUCCAAAUCGGUUAUUGAUCCUUUCCUCUGCUUGCACAUCCGCUGUCCUCGAGGAACAUACGAUGUCAACAUCGAGCCAGCGAAAGACGAUCUGCUCUUCGAAGACCCAGAUGUAGUCUUGGGCUUGGUAGAGAAUUUGUUUCGCAACCACUACGGUAAAAUAGAAGGGGCGGAGACAAAAGCCUCCACGGAAGGCAAAGAGGGUGUUUGCAACCGCAAUGAAAGCUCAGAAGGGUUCGGGCUUUUGAUGGCUAGGAAGCCAGCUACAGAACCUGCGGAUCCUGACGACCCCUUCAGUGAGCCUAUACCCUUUACGUCUCUCUCACCGAAGCCGGUCUCGUAUCAGUGCGUCUUUUCGCCUGUAAUUCCUUCUAGCAGCAAGGGUCCCGAAAGUCCUAACGAAACGCUUACCUCCACAAAGAAACAUUCCAGGUUCGUCAAUCCGUGGUCUAUCUCGCGAAUCAAUGCCUCAUUUCAAACACCGCGAGGCGGAAGGGAUCCUCUGGACCAAACAAGUCCUGUACUUCUCUCUAGCAGUAGCCUGAAAGGGCCAACCCGUAGGGAGAGUGUUUCGCAAAAUAUCCAGCAUUUGCCAAACUCAGACAUGACAAGUCCGUUUACGUCGCCAGUGAGACGGCGUCGACAAGAUCCGCAAGCAUCGACCGAGUCAUCCGCUGAGACUAAUCGCAUUUCAAGCGCCCGGCACGCCGAGAGGGAACGUGAUCGAAAUCGAUAUGGGAACGGGGCUUUAGACACUUGGUUUCAGAGGACUACACAAGUCUCGCUAGAGCAAAACCUUGUUGAGGAAGGACCGACCCAAGAACCAGAUUCGCCGCUUUCUUUCCUUGCCCAGGAAAGAUUUGGAUUACCCAGGGACACUUCACCAAAUAUUGUGCAAGUGGAUGGGCAGAGUGAUGGUUGCUCAGACAGUCCAUCCAAGACUACCAUCACUCCAGAAGACACUCAUCAUCGGCAUGGCGAUCAUAUUCCAGAGUCCAUAGAUAGCGGUCGAGGACGUCCGGUCCUUGAAAGAUGGGCGGCUCAACUUCAUCGAGGCGUCAGUCAUGAUGAAUUGUCCGAUCUUGAGAAAGCACUUGACUUCGAAAGGCGGAAGAAAGAAGCCAUCCAGAACAGUCGCACACGCUUCGGGCGGGGCGAUAAACCAUCCACUUCACAGUCUGCCCCAGUAUCGCAUUCACCUCAUCGUAGUCGAUAUCUUGCCGCAAAAUCUGCGUUAACCUCGUCGCAAACUUCGGUCGGCGAACCGGUCUCUACCACAACGCUCUCUCCUCAUGAUCCCCGGGCAUAUCUCAUCCGCAAGGAAAUGGACCAUUCCACCGAUGAAUCCUCGAAGAAGGACAGCAAGGUUCGGAAACGACCCACCAACAGACUUCCCUUAGAACGUAUCCCCGAUGGUUGCGACCUGCAUGAUCUCGGGUUAACCUGCUCGGUUGACUUGUCUUCCGACUCGAACUCCUUCAGACGGAGUAUGCCUGAGGAUUUAUACACCGACGAAGACAACAAUGCUACAGCAUUCUCAGCAGCUGAUCUUGCAACCUGCUCGCCGUUCUGGAACGACCGGUUGAUGCUCAUUAUGAAGCAACGAUACAAGAACAAGGAUGGAUCGCCUUUUGGUAUUGAAAUUGACCUUGCUACCGUCAUUUCACGACAUUUGAGAAAUAUCGCAAACCACGAAAACAAUUAA